This is a messenger RNA of Pieris napi, 757 nucleotides long. RefSeq names its product fatty acid-binding protein 2-like. Gene Ontology annotation, cellular component: nucleus; cytosol. Lineage: Eukaryota; Metazoa; Arthropoda; Insecta; Lepidoptera; Pieridae. The record is from RefSeq and is a predicted model, not a curated record. The coding region runs from base 296 to 697 and encodes 133 amino acids. Gene Ontology annotation, biological process: fatty acid transport. The transcript has 4 exons. Gene Ontology annotation, molecular function: fatty acid binding.
AUUUGAAGCAAAUCAUUGCAGGAUAAAAUUCAGACCAUCCGACAAAACACGUUAGGUUUUUUCAAAUCGAGCUAAGAAAAUUCUCAAGUUAAACCAGCGUAUAGAUAAUUCAAACUAUCUGUCUAUAUACAUUCUUAUCUCAUAUAUUAAGACUGGUUUAGUUCUCAUAAAUAUAAUAUGAGUAGAUAUAAAAGGUACGAAGCGCAACCCUAACUGUUUGGUCAUUUAUAUAAAAGCCAGUGAAUUAACAAAGUAUUAAUAGUAGUGAUCCAUAAUCAAAGCUAACAAAUCCGAAAUGGCUUUCUUUGGCAAGUUGUACACACACGAGAGCAACGAGAACUUCGACGAGUUUGUUAAAAGUUUGAAUCUUCCACAAGACUUUGCUACUGCUUACCUCAAUUCCAAGAUUUCUCAGAAAAUCGAGAAAGAUGGAGACGAGUACGUUAUAACCACCAACAAACCAUCGGGACCAAGUGAAAUGAGAUUUAAAAGCGGCGUUGAGUUUGACGAGAAAAUCACAGCUGAAGUUACUGGCAAGAACACAAUAACUGUAGAUGGUAACAAAGUGACUCAAAUUCAGAAGUUACCUGAUGGCAAAACCGUCACCUUCGCCAGGGAAUAUUCACCAGACAAACUUGUUGUGACUAUCACAUCGAGCUUCUGGAACGGCACAGCAAAAAGGAUUUACGUUGCGUAAAUUAUUAAUCAAAAAAUUAUUUGUAAGCAUUAAUUAAUUAAAAUAAAAGUAAUUCCUUGA